AUGGUUGCCGGGAAGAGGUAUUUCGACAAGACCAACCACCACCGGGCCGUCUCCGGCGGGAGGCCCAUCGGCCAGGUGAUGAGGGAGUUCAUGCUCGUCACCGGAACCCUCGUCCCGUCCGAUUUGAUCCCUUUGCUCGGCUGGUUCGGCUUCCAAGGGGUGGUCAACACCAUGAAGCGGGUCUCCAAGGAGCUGGACGUCAUCAUGGAGAGCUGGAUCGACGAGCACAAGAAGAAGAAAAAGAAGCAGUUGGCCAAUCCCGACCUCAUCGACGUCAUGCUCUCCGAAAUCAAGGACGAAGUCGCCUACGGUCACAAGCGUGAGGAUAUCAUCAAGGCCACCGCUAUGGUAAUUAAUUAA
Molecule: messenger RNA, 360 nt
Organism: Linum tenue
Lineage: Eukaryota; Viridiplantae; Streptophyta; Magnoliopsida; Malpighiales; Linaceae
Source: the annotation of a GenBank genome assembly